Molecule: messenger RNA, 6329 nt
Organism: Leucoraja erinaceus (little skate)
Lineage: Eukaryota; Metazoa; Chordata; Chondrichthyes; Rajiformes; Rajidae
Product: cilia- and flagella-associated protein 54-like
Exons: 20
Coding region: 1952-4912 (986 amino acids)
Biological process (GO): cilium assembly
Source: RefSeq, a predicted model, not a curated record
GGGAAUGGCAGAGGAUGAUGUAUGGAAGCGGAGGCGAGUGGGCAGAAAGCUGAGAACCAAGGGAACUUCAUCACUGUUUUGUCUGAAUAGGUGGGGUUGGAGUUUAUGGAGAGGGAGCAGAUUGUGGGAAGUGAAGAAAAAGAGGCUUGGUGUCUGUAUCGAUGCCAUGUUUCUGGGAGGAGAUUUCAGAAAACAGACUAGAAAGCCUCAUCUUGAGAACAGAUAGGGUGAAGGUACAGAAAAUGAAGAAAACCGAUAAUAUCAUUGCAGCAGAUCGGGUAGGAGAAAGAAUGAUUGAAGUGACUGUUAGCAUUGUUGCGUUUAUAGAGGAUGUCGAUGCCAAGUAUUUCUCAGGGAAGGAGUCAGAAAGAUGUAGCAAAGGAACUAAAGAGAUAGUCUAGACAAAUGUGAAGCAAGGAUGGAGGUUUGUAGUAGCGAUGACUCUUUUGACAAAUUCUGCAAGGAUGUUGGAAGUGCCUCCAUGCAGUUGUUGAUGUAGGCUAUGAACAAGGACUGUUUCAUAUAGUAAUUGAAAGACUGGCAUAGCUAGGGGCCAUGCCUGAUCUGUAGAACAUGGGAGGAAUCCAAAAGAGGUCAUUGAGGAUAGGAUCAAGGUCUGAGAGUGUUAGUAGUGGAGAUCGUAAUGGGCCCUUGUUCCAGAAAGCAACAGAGGGCUCAAAAAUAGGGGUUAGAGAUGUAUUGAAACUAGAAAUCCAUGAUGAGUCAAGAUGAGUCAUAUUGGACCAGGUAGCUGGAAAUUAUCAAAAUAGUGGAGGAUCUGAGAUAUGUGGGAAGGGUCCAGACAAGGUGAAACAGGAUGGAGUCCAGGUAUAAAGGAACUCUCUAUGGAGCAACAGCAGGUAGAAAUAAUGGCUUUAGCAAGAUGAGUGGUGACCUCAUUGAAACUUACUGCAUUGUGAAAGGCUUGGAUCGAGUGAACGUGAAAGAUGAGGAGUAAUUUCCUUAGUCAGCGGAUGGUGAAUCUGUGGAAUCCAAAGACAUACAGGUGUGAGGUUUAAUUGGCUUGGUGUAUGUAUAAAUUGUCCUUAGUGUGUGUAGGGUAGUGUUAAUGUGUGGGGGUCGCAAGUCGUCACGGACUCGGUGGGCCGAAGGCCUGUUUCUACGCUCCAUCUCCAAACCAAACUAAAUCUAAACUUAGUAGACCUCCUAAAAGCAUAAUCUCACUCUGAUGAGGAUUAAAUUUAAUUUGCCAAUGCUUCACCCAAUUUACAAAUUGGUCAAUAUUGUUCUGUAAUCUUUCACCAUCCUCUCUGUCACCAACUCUGCCAAUUUACAGCCACUUGCAAACUUACUCAUUAUACACCAGAUGUUCACAACGCAUUCAACAAACAAUAAGGCAACGCUGAUCCCUGAUUUCACCGUAGGUCAAAAGAUCUCCAAUCACAAAACAAUUCCUGCCAUCAUUUUUGCCUCCUUUUACCAAGCAAAUUUUGGAUGCAUUUUGCCAACUUGUUUUGGAUUCAUGGGCUGUAAUCAUUUGGACCAGUCAUCCAUUUGGGACCUUGCCAAAAGACUUGCUGAAAUAGCACAAUAAUCAACACACCUCACAUUUCCCACAUCCUAUUCCGCGUACAUCCAGUACCACUCACACUUGCUACUGCCCUCAUGACUCCUUUGACUGUGAAUAUAGACUUCAGAUUCCAGUCAUUUGAAGAAUUCACACCAUUUUACUGGCUUAGGCAGAUAGAGUUAUCGUGCCAUCGAGUCAUACAACGUGGAAACAGGCCCUUCAGCCCAACCUGCCCACACCACCCAACAUGGCCCAGCUUCACUAGUGCCACCUGCCUUGGCUCAUAUCCCUCCAAACCUGUCCUAUCCAUGUACCUGUCUAAAACAUGUAUAAACAUCAUUAAUUAUCAUUUUGGCAUAUCCCACCAGUCAUGGUAAAACCUUGAUUUAGCUUGCAAACAAUUUCUUAUUAUAAUGGAUAAUGUUUUAUUGCUGUUCAUGCAAAGGUUUAUUUUGUUGUGUAUCUUUUAGUAAACUUGCUCUGCUCCAAAUUGCAGGUGAAAAGGUCUUAGACCUUGAUAAUGAGGAUGUGACAGUCAUUACUCAUUUAUCGAAUGCACACGGUGCCACAAAACAAUGUCCAAACGAAGAGACACGUGACCUUUAUUCCCUGCAAGGCCACCUUAAGUUACCCCAGCUCAAGGAUGCAAUCUUGAAAGAGGCACAAAAUAAGUUGAAUGUUUUAAUUGACGAUUUGAAAGACAAAUUUAAUUGUGAAUUUGUCAACCUUCCUCCUGUGGCUCUGGAGAUGGUCAUUGAUGCCAAACUUCAGUCUGCAGCAAUAGCUUUCCAAAGAUUGCAACUGGCCUUCAGCGCAGCCAUUGGUUUAUCUGCAGUUCAGCUCUUGCAAAGAACCAGAAUCUUGAAACAUCGGCAAGAGCAUAAAAAAAGUUCAACACCAGCCCUUAAAAGUGCAUUUAAAAGUACUCUACGUGGGGAUCCUAUGAAUAUAAACUUCCACCAGGAAACGUAUAAUGUGGAAGCACGCCAGCGUUUGCAUAUGGGACUGUGGCUGAAGUGUCGUUUGGCUCUAGUGACUGCCCUGACUGCUCAGAUAUAUGGCGUGGGACUAAAGGAAGAUGUGGAGGGCAGUCUGGAUACCUUUGCGAUCUGUGAAGAAGGGAUAAAAGAAGCAAAGGUCUAUGGUGAUGUCGAGGCACAAACUGAGUUCAUGCUGCAGGCAGCUCUACUUGAUUUCCGGCUGGGAAAUAUUAACAAUAGCAUCAAGACACGUUUACAGAAUAUAGUGGAUCUACUAAAUUCAAGACACUUUAAUUCACCCAAUGCACAACUGCUUCUUGCUCAGAGUAUCCUUCAGUUGACUGACUUGAAUACAUUGGAAUCGAUGUGCAUUGUGAAACCUGCUAUCAUGUGGAAGAAGAUGGAUACUUGUCUCUCGGCCCAGAAAUUAAUUCUUGACCAGCUUGUUUUACUGGGAGAAACUUUAAAGCAUGAAUCUAAAGGAGAUAUCUAUUCCUGUCCAGCACAACCAAUGAAAAAUAUUUAUUUACCACAUAUUAUCAUGAUGGCAAAAGUUAAACUAAGACUCGGGAAUGUUGCCGCAAAAUUGGCAGCAUGCUCAGACAAAAAGAAGUUACCAUCAUGGCAUGAUGCACUUUCCAUGUACACCAAUGGUCUUGAGCUGUGUAAAGAUGCAGUAUCUCAUGAGUCUGAUCUAGAGGCAGACCUCCUGUUACAAAAAGGAAAAAUACUGCGCCAGUUAAUGGAAUCACAUUAUUUGGAAAGUCUCGAAGCUGCUAGUUUUUUGAUGGAAGCAAUCAAUAUUUCUUAUUUUCAUGGGCAAAAUACCUGGCUGAUAAGGCAGUCAUAUUUGGAACUUGUUUUGUUAUACCUCCACCUUACUGAUGAGGAUGAAAAAGAAGCAGAGAGAAGCCUUUGGCAAGUCCAAACAGAUAACAAACUAUCUGUGAAAUCAGGAAUUAUUUUAAUAUCUAAACAGUCCAAAAAAAAGAUAACUGGCCAAGGAAGACUGAAAGAAAUAUUGCAAGUUGUUUUGAAGCAGCCUUCAAAAUGUAAGAUUCUGGCAUGGGUUGCAAUCAGAGCUGCAAAUCAGGCCAACUGUAUCUUGCACAGUUCCCAGGAACUAACACGGGACCAGUCAAUUAGCACAGAACACAUGGAAGACAUUGUCCAAAAUGAUUUGCCUGAAUAUAUGCUUUGGGAUAUUUUGGCAUCACUUCACGAUUACCAAACAGAAAAUGACACAUUAUUGCCAAGCUUAACUACCAUUCAAGGCGAGAAAGUGGAGGAAGAGGAGAAGCAGCAGCAAGAGCAGCAAGAGCAGCAAGAGCAGCAAGAGCCAUUAGAAUCAAUUCAAAGUGUUGAUCCAAUAGCACCAUAUAGAAAGGCUGCUAAAAAGUUGACCUCCGUCCAUCUCCUUCGUUACAAUAACCACCUCCGGAGACUGUACAAUAUCGUUCUGCUUCCAAUUCAAAGUGAAAAAGACAAUGUCGAACUUCCUCAAUGCAAGCUUCAUCACGUUGAAACACAAAAGUAUGAAGAUAUCUGGAAGUAUUCAAUGAAUAGUGCCAGAGAAGGAAUUCAUACAUCGGUUUUUAACAUGGGUAUUUUGCAACGUCUAGAACCAAUGCAUCAAUUUUUUAUCAGUCAUAUACCGGCAUACAAUAGUUCUUGCUGCGUUGAAGCUGUUCCUAUAAUCCUGUAUGAACUCUUUGACAAGAGUUUUAGAAUGCCAGAUUUCCAACCCAAGAUUUACACAAGUGUCUUUGGUGAGCAUACACUGUCAACACCAGAAAACAGCUACAUCGGUCAAAUCACAUCGAAGAUCAGUACGGCAGUGCAUUCUAAAGACAAAGAGCUACGAGUCCAAUGGUUCAUGCCACCUUUGGGAGUGUCCUCUUCCAUUUGUGACACCCAAAAGAUCUUAUUUUUGUACGCCUAUAACGUAAAACCGAUUACACUAAUCAGCGUCAGGACCAGCACCUUGACUAAUGGUUUCUGUGGUUACAAGUGGAUUUAUUUAAAAAGACUAAUUUCGUUGCGCAAGAAACUGUCUGGAUUGAUACAAAAGGCUGAGAUGUACUUGCAACCGGAAAUUUCAAGAUCUGCUACAACCCAACGCAGUUUUCACAGACUAAGGCAAAGGUACACUCGAACAGACUCUGCAUUGAAUAUUAGAAAACUACCCACACAAACAGAAGAGAUGGCUAUAAACAUAUGCAGAGAAAUAAAAGAAAUGUUUCUUUCUGGAUCGGUCAUCAAGCCAGAAACAGAGAUUCCCUUUGACAUUACCGCCGAGACCCUCAAGGAACUUGAAAAAGUAUUUAAUCCUGGCUCAGGAUUUGUUCUACACCACGGGAGUUUGUUUAAGUGGUUGAUAUCCUUCAUCGAGUCAGAUUGAAUUCGCUGGCAGCCUCCCAGCAGAUUGUUUUCUUUUGAUUUUAUUCUUAUACUUUUACAUUGCAUCCAUAAAUUAACAGAGGGGCCAAACUGAACAUGCUUCUGGAACUUGAUUCACUUUAUCACUUCUAACAGAUAGAUCUGUAUUAAACCAUUUUUUAUUUUCAAACUGUUGAAUAAAUUGUUAAGUAAACUUCCAAUCUACCCAAUAGUUUUAGUUUGUGGUCUCUAUGUUUCAGACCACCAUAUAAUUUCUAAUCCACAUUUUCUUUGUAUGAGAAUCAAAUGAGUAUAAAAGUUGAUGACAUAUCUUGAUUAAAAUAGCUGCAUUAUUCUAUUGCUUUGUUGACUUUCAUUACCUAUAAUUGUUUGUUCACAGAAUAUCAGCCAAAUCUGCUUGACCCUGUGCUCUCUGCACGCAUUUCUAAUAUCCUCAGGAACUGGAAGAAAGAUCCUAGGGUUAGCAUCUUAUCUGAAACUACAGUGUUAUUUUAGAUAGACACAAAAUGCUGGAGUAACAGCUGGUCAUGCAGCAUCUCUGGGGGAAAAAGGAAUGGGUGACAUUUCAGGCUGAGAUCCUUCUUCAGACUAAGUAUGAGGGGAGAGGGGAAACUAGAGAUAUGAAAAGGUACAAAGAACAAAUUAAACACGAGGGGGAGAAGCAAGAGAGGGUGUUGCAGAACUCUCAUCAAAGAGAGAAGGAGAACUUCUUCAAAUUAGGCAUACCUUAGAAGACACAAAAAGCUGGAGUAACUCAGCGGGUCAGACAGCAUUUCUGGAGAAAAGGAAUAGGUAAUAUUUCAGUGCAAAGUCCUUCCUCAGGCUGAGAGUCGGGGGACAGGGAUACUAGAGAUAAUGACAUACCAUCUUAGAUUCUGUGCAACUAUAGGAUUCAAACUCACUUUCUGAGACCAUGUUCUGGCUUAGGCUUAUCAUUGUCACGUGUACCAAGGUGCAGUCAGAAGCUUUGUUUUGCACGCAACCUAGGCAGUACCCAAGUGUCUCCACAUGUUGGUACCAAACAGUCCUAUCUACUGCCUGCCGCUACACGUAACAGCAGCCCUCAACCCCAACCAGUUCCCCUUCGUUCUUGGGGCCUGACACGCCCCCUCUUUGUUCACAAGGAUAUCAGCAGUCCUCAUCCCACAAUACAAUCUGGGAGACCUGUUGGUCAGUGAAUAACCUAAUUAGCACAUCAUGACCCUGCCCUGUACUGAACUACACCCACAACCUUCAAUGUCCCUGAGAUGUCCAUCAAUUGGUGGCCUAUGCCUCUCCCAUCAAUCUAACAACAUAAUGCUCACCUCGCCAAACUCCUCCCCUCCCCAGUGUACAGCUGCCUACUUUAUCCCACCCUGAGCCCCCAGUCACCUCAUUCGCAAUGUUGACCAACACUUUUUCAAGCACUUUUUCAGGCA